AUGGAGUUGGCCAAUGGGACUGGAGUGCAGGAAUUCAUUCUGAUGAGCUUUGGUAGUGGACAACAGAAGCGGCUCCUGCUCCUUGUCUUUUUCACCAUUCUCUAUGUGCUCACAUUGGCUGAGAACAUCACCAUCAUUACACUGGUGUUUUUAGAUAUCCACUUGUCCAGGCAGCCCAUGUACAACUUGCUGAGCAACUUCUCCUGGCUAGAGAUUUGUUAUGUGAGUACCACAGUGCCCCGGAUGCUUUUUGACCUGACGUUCCCUCAUGGGAUCAUCACUUUCCGCUCCUGCUUCCUUCAGUUCUAUGUCUUCUUCUCACUGGGCAGCACUGAAUGCUUCUUCCUCUCAGCCAUGGCCUUGGAUCGGUACUUGGCUAUCUGCCACCCUCUGCAAUACCCACAAAUUAUGUCCCAAGACUUCUGCUGUUCUCUAAUGGUCCUUUGUUGGAUCCUUGGCUUUCUGUGGCACAUUUUCCCAGUGAUUUUGAUCUCCAGGUUGUCCUUCUGUGGCCCCAAUGUCAUUGACCAUCUCUUGUGUGAUCCUGGACCAAUUCUAUCCUUGGCCUGCCCGCCACUAGGAAUCGCCCCCAAAGUCUGUGAGAUUUUUAUGAAUGUGGUGGUUUUAGGUAAUGCUUUCUUUGUUGUGCUGUCCUAUAGUGUUGUGAUUCUGACCCUACUGAAAGCUUCCUUCCAAGGCAGCCGGAGGAAGGCCUUCUCUACUAUAUCUUUCCACCUAGUGGUGGUGACACUUUUCUAUGGCUCAGUGGCAGCGGUGUAUUUAACUCCAGCUGGAGAGAGUCAUUCAGCGUUGACUAAAGCAGUGACUGUUUUCUACACAGCUGUUACGCCUUUUCUCAACCCCUUGAUCUAUUGUUUGAGGAAUGAUCAGGUGAAGGAGGCACUCCACAGGCUGCUGAGAAGAAUGACAUCAGUGUAA
Heteronotia binoei (common prickly gecko) is the source of this 939-nucleotide messenger RNA. RefSeq names its product olfactory receptor 11G2-like. Gene Ontology annotation, molecular function: G protein-coupled receptor activity; olfactory receptor activity. The transcript has a single exon. Gene Ontology annotation, biological process: G protein-coupled receptor signaling pathway. Gene Ontology annotation, cellular component: membrane. NCBI's taxonomy places the organism in Eukaryota, Metazoa, Chordata, Lepidosauria, Squamata, Gekkonidae. The record is from RefSeq and is a predicted model, not a curated record. Bases 1 to 939 code for a protein of 312 amino acids.